AUGGAGGACUGGAAGGAAGAGUUGGAAAAACAAGAAGAGGAAAAGAAAGAGAUAAAAACCACGACAACGACAACAACCGAAAAGCCCAUCAAAAAGACGACAACCACUACAACCACAACGACUACGACUACAACCAAAGCUCCGCCAAAGAAAGACGAAGAGCACGAGGAGGAGGACGAGAAGACAACGCCAGCGCCGCCACCGCCUCCUCCACCGCCGCCACCGAAGAAGAAAUGGCGGCCCAAGAAGUGGGAGGAGAUGGCUGUCCAAGAGGGCGACCACAGGGAUGAGGUGACUGAACUGCCGCCCACUACACCCCCGCUUAAGAAACCCAGCUUUUCAAAGGUUGAUUACAAAGAUAUGGAGGACUGGAAGGAAGAGUUGGAAAAACAAGAAGAGGAAAAGAAAGAGAUAAAAACAACGACAACGACAACAACCGAAAAGCCUAUCAAAAAGACGACAACCACUACAACCACAACGACUACGACUACAACCAAAGCUCCGCCGAAGAAACAGGAAGAGCACGAGGAGGAGGACGAGAAGACAACGCCAGCGCCGCCACCGCCUCCACCGCCGCCACCGAAGAAGAAAUGGCGGCCCAAGAAGUGGGAGGAGAUGGCUGUCCAGGAGGGCGACCACAGGGAUGAGGUGACUGAACUGCCGCCCACUACACCCCCACUUAAGAAGGGGUCGAAAAAUUUGGCGGAUCGUAAGAAUCAUUCGUUAGAAUACCGGAACCGAUGGUCUAAUAAGGACACGACGGCCGCCUAUAAUGUGGACUAUAAACGGGACACGUGUUUGCGAUCAAACAAGAUGUCAAGACCUCACUCGUGGAAACUUCAUCUUCGGAAAGUCAAACGACACAUCUCUUACUUAGAAGUAGUCGUUUUGGACAAAUCCGGACGACUCAUGAAAAGCGACGCCAGAAAUAUCAUUAAAUAUUCAAAAUUCGAUGUGAACGAUAUCAGUAUCUGCGAGAUCAGACUCUACACCAACUCGUUUAUGCCUUUCCAUCGCUGCGGUUCCGCAGACAUUGUCCUCUUCUCAAGCAUGGAGUUGGAUCCGUUCCCGGUUUGUAAACCGAAAGCUCAGUGUCCGUACCCGCCGUCGGUCGACGAAUCAAUGGUUGUGGGCAUAAAACCCGAGCAUCUAUAUACAUUUAAUGCCAAUAUCAGCGCUUUAGUGGGAAGUGUUAUAUACUACAAAUGUUUAGGCGAUCGGAACAACACUAUAAUGAUCGGCGAUUCGGUGCGAGUUUGCGGUAUAGAUAGCAAGUGGUCGGGAGUCGAUCCAAAAUGUAUUCGCGACUCUGAACUGAACGCCGACUCUUUUAAAGACAUUAAAGACACUGAGAGUGCAGACAAACACAUGACUACAUUUCAAUCGUUUAAUAAACUGCUGACUGAGGCCAAUAGCACAGCACUGGCAUGUGGUUUACCGGCGAUGCCAUUGUUUGCCAAACCGACCACAUCUGGCAGUUAUCGUAUGUUUGGCGGACAAUCGGAUUUAAGGCGAUGGUAUGAAAACGGAACUGUCAUUAACUAUCAAUGCGAGUCCGCCUAUCGCUGGGUUUCCGGUGAUGUCGGGAAGAGGACAUGCGUUGAGGGCCAGUGGACGGGUCCGCUCGGCAAAUGCGUUGUUAACCCAAACAAUAAUAAUAUUAACUAUAAUAACAAUAAAGCGGUCAAUUGGGGAAACCUAAUACGGCUAACUUCUGUAUAUGUGUACGAUAUGGACAAAAGCAAUCGGUGGACGACUAGCCAUAUGGUGACCGAAAGUAACUCCACAUCCGAUUGGGAAGAGCACUUCGCUUACAGACGGGAUGCGGACAAAGGAGAGUGCGCCACCUUCUCGGUCGACAGUAACCACAAAUGGAGUCUUCGGCUCAACACGUCGGUAACCAUCACGUACUUUGUGGUGAUGUUGCACCCAGGUGGCUUCUUCGGCGGCAAACACAAGAUCAGUGAUCCCAAAAUACUGGACAAGACAGUAACCACAAAUGGAGUCUUCGGCUCAACACGUCGCCGGACCCUAAUGUGCGUGUGGGCAAUGCCGUGUUACUUCUUCUUCACGUGCGAUAUGGAUGAACCCAAGUAUCGAUACGUCGGUCAAGACUAUUACAUCAAUCUAUACAUCGAUCCCAAGAAGUUUGAGAAGAGUUACACCGCGAAGAAUAUAUCGCUAUGUUCUUUGGCUGUUAUGGUCUCCAAACAGGACGACUGCGGAACACCUGAUAUACCACUGCAUAGCACUGUCAGCCAAAACGAAAACCACGAGUGGACCUAUGCCUGUGAUCCAGGGUAUAAAUUGGUGGGCUCUUCGACCAUGUCGUGCGGUCGAAACGGUCGAUGGAAGAGCCAAGAGUUCCCCACUUGUGUCAAGAAGAGCAUGUGUCCGGUGACACAUCCCGCCCGACGAAAUGACCUGUAUAUGAGAGCCCAGUGGCAGAACGUGGUUCAGAAAGACAAUAAACUGAUCGCUUCUGUCGAUUCAAUAGUAAACCACUCGUGUAUCGCCAGCUCUAAGAAAAUACUGAUUGGAUCAGAGAUUAGACUCUGUGCCGUCACCGGCGAGUGGAGUGGCACUGAGCCCUACUGUAUGGAUCUAAAGGAUUUGCCUAAAAGUUCAUCGAAAGGCAGCGGUUCAACGGUAACGGUGUUUGUAAGCGUGUUGAGCGUACUGUUGGCCAUAGGGCUUGUGGCGGGUUUAGUGUACUUUGUGUUCCAUAAGGGUUACUUACGUAGCGUAUCUAACCUACGUGUGCCCAAUUUCACCAUACCCAAAAUCAAUAUACAACGCGCGAGUGGGGCACCGGCGGCGGCAACGGCAGCCACCGAGAUCGAUCACAACGCUAAUUCAUUUGAUGGUCCGGUUCACUUUGAGCCAAUGCCCUUGCCCAAACAACGAACCACUACCAUUAAUCAUAAUUCACCCCAAUUUUCAAGGGGUACUGAAUUUUUAGUUGAACGUGAUCAUGAUGAUUAAAUCCUAUAA
Messenger RNA from Medioppia subpectinata, 2994 nucleotides. The record is from the annotation of a GenBank genome assembly. NCBI's taxonomy places the organism in Eukaryota, Metazoa, Arthropoda, Arachnida, Sarcoptiformes, Oppiidae.